Molecule: messenger RNA, 2941 nt
Organism: Metschnikowia bicuspidata var. bicuspidata NRRL YB-4993
Lineage: Eukaryota; Fungi; Ascomycota; Pichiomycetes; Serinales; Metschnikowiaceae
Gene: SSY5
Product: Ssy5p
Exons: 1
Coding region: 472-2877 (801 amino acids)
Source: RefSeq, a predicted model, not a curated record
UGAGGCGGUGCUGUGCUAAAUUACGAUCUUUUAGCAAGACGUAUAAAAUUUAAUAUUUAAGUGUAAAUCUGCUUCAUUGAUUUCAAGCCCCGGCUCAUUUGUAACGUGACUCUUAGCAGAAUGAUAUGUAUGGUUGAUAUUCUGUGGAACAAUUUCCUGAGUCAUUCCCCUUACCAGGGGCCUCGACAGAAAAACUAUUUUAAAAUGAAAAAUUGAUUGAACAGAGCGAGGCUCGCUAAAUUUUCCCAUCAUAUAGGCGUGGCAUAUUUGGAUUCUCGAGAUCAGUUUACAGUUAGAAAUUAUACUUGCAAGAUAUCGUGAUCUCUAUUCCCUCAAUUCCAGCUUAUGUAGCUCGUAUAUAGAGGCGCGGCGAAUGCGGCCCCGAACCUCAGAGCGUGCGAAGAGAAAAACUAGUGGGUACGCUCUUACCAGCAUCGCACUUGAACUCUGUCGACUCCAAUAACACAACAUAUGGCGUCCAGAAAAAUGAACAAACUUCUUGGGAAGCUGAAAAAGCUGCAAGACCCCGAGGCAGAGCUGGCAGCCGCAGCGCCAGGCACAGAAUCACUUCUCUCGGAAUCUGACUCUCUCAAAGAACUUCAACCCAUGUUCGUGAACGAGAGCCAUGGAAACUUCACAAAUGAUACAAGUCUAAAUUUAAAUCCUUCUAUUUCGGCCGUGGAAUCUCUGGUUGCAGAAAGCUCCCUUCAGCCCGAUCGGUCUUUGUUCUCCAGCAGAGUGUCUCAUUCCACUAGACAGUCAUCAUAUUUUUCCAACACAAGCUCGAGAUCAAAGAAAAAUUACAACAGGGGCGCUCCUUUCGGCCAGACGUUGCAGAUAUUGGAGGCUUCCGAAGAUACACAGAAUGAUGACGUAGCUGGGAACAGUGGCGAUCCCGCCUCUCAGUUGCGACUCAUAUCAGACAAACUACAUGUGCUAUGGCAAGACAUUUCGUUUCUUCUGAGCCAGUACACAAACUCAGUUUCAACUCUUUCGACCACAGUGAUUGGUAUUAUCAAUUUUUUUGAGGAGUACAUCAAAUUCAUGAACUCUGUACCUUUCCUUGUUCUGUGGAGUUUCAACUCUUACAAUAAUGACGAUGUGCGGAGGAUUCUCAAGACCUACUUGCAUUUUUACGACAAUCUUCUUCAAGAUGACGCAUACGUGAAACUCAAGUUGCUUAUGUGUAAAACUUUCAACGACUUUAACCGCACACUAAAAAGCACCACGAUAUACUCUGCGCAGCUGGCUCUGGCAAGUAUGACGAGGCCCUGCAACUACGCAAUAGGCGUGAACGAUGGAAAGCCACAUAAAAACGAAGGUUCAAUUAGAAAAAUCAUGGCAAAAAUCUCAAGCUAUGAUUUCGGUGUCAACGAGCAAAAUGGGUCUUUUAUUGCACCUAUUGCUCGUGGAAUAAGCAAAGAUAUGAACGUCCUCUGUUUGUAUUUUGGAUAUCGAACAAUUGGCAAUCAUCAUUCAACAAUUGCCACUACAAUUCAGGAUUUUUAUGAUGAUAUCCAUGUCAUUGUUGCAAAGAACAGAAUUGAGCUAGGGGCUGCAACUGUGUCCUCACAAAAAACAGAAACAUUUGUGUCUCAAGAACCUACGGAUUUCUCCCACAAGUUUAAACUUCCAUUCAGAACACCUUUGGAUCCGUCUCGCCCUCCAAUGUCACUAUCGCUCUCCACAGAAACUUCUGCGAGAAUUAGUGGCACAAUGGGUGGAUUCAUUUACCCGAUCAUCGACAAACAGCAGCUGCCCCAUCUUCGGUCAUACGCAAACUCCAAAUUUGCAAUUUCUUGUGGACAUGUAUGCCUUGAAACCAAAGGCGAAGGCCCAGACUACCCAUAUAUCUCUUCGCCUCUGGCUGUACUCAUAAGUCUUUACAAGCAUGCUCUCUUGAGCGAGCAUGAUAAGUUUUCUACGCAAGGGUACAUUAGCCGUAUUGACUCGCAUGUGGCGUAUAGCUCUAUUAUCAAUCAAAUUGACGAAUUAUUUCCGAUGAAAAAAGUGAAGUCGCUGGCUGUUCAGGGGGAAUCGGCAAAAAAAAAUCUCCCAAAGACCAGAUUCGGCCAAAUCAUUUGGGGUGAAAGAACUCUCAUACAGGCCAAAAACUAUAAGGAUGGCGCAUUGUUGCAAGACAAACGCUUGAGUGACUUGGCUAUCAUUAAAGUCAACAAAAUGAUACACUGCGAUCAAAACUAUUUAGGUGACGAUGUCGCUUUCAAUGAGUUUGAUCCAUCGUUGAUGUUCGAAAAUUUAUAUGUGCGAAGAAUGAUUGAUCUUAGACGUCAUACAAAGGAGAGCGAAUUGAAUAGUGUCCGUGAAGUGGACUCCAUGGUUUCCACUUCCACGCGUAACGGUGACGGGACUUUUAACAUGAACGGAAUACCUGUUUUCAAGUAUGGCUCAACUACAAAGUUCACCAAAGGAAACUUGAACGGUAUAAAACUAGUAUACUGGAUGGACGGAGCAAUCCACUCUUCGGAAUUUGUCGUGAACUCCGCUGAGAGUACCACUUCUUUUGCUGCAGGCGGCGAUAGUGGGGCAUGGAUUUUGACAAAGCUAGAGGAUGUUCGGGGCAGUCUGGAAACUAAAGGUUUGGGUGUCGCUGGUAUGCUUCAUUCCUACGAUGGAGAAUCCCGCCAGUUUGGGCUCUUCACACCGAUGACGGAAAUACUUGAGAGGCUUGAGGAAGUCACCAAGAUCAAAUGGGGUGUAGUAGGUGUGCCCGAGAAACAUGAUAAUGUGCCGGAAUCAGUGGACUCUAGUGAUGGAGUGGAUGAACCGGAUAGUGAGUCUAGUCUGGACAGUGAAUCCGAUAGUGACUACGAGAGUCUUGUCGAUGAAGAGGCUUUUCCACCUGAACUUGAUUAAACAAAGACACCAUCACCCCUGAUCAAUUGGCUCUACUACGAAACAAAACUAGAGGGUUUGAAAA